AUGGGUAAAUUACCAUUAAUUUUGCUUUGCUUCGUAUUUUCAACAACUCGCGCCGGCCCAUUGAUUGAUUGCUAUCCCGAGCCAGGAGCAACCCAAUCCGCUUGUGAAAACAGAGGUUGCACAUGGAGUCCAGGAGACCUGAGUAAAAACGAGCCGUUCUGUUUUUUCAAAAAUGGCGUUGGAUAUACGCUCGAUUCUCAACAAGGCAACACGUAUCGACUGAGAAAAAAUAGUGGUCCCAAAAAUCCGUGGGGUGCCGAUUUGCUUGAAAUUCAACUUACCCAAAAAACGAUUGGAAGCGUUUUGAACGUGAAAAUCGGUGUCGAAGGAAGAUUCGAACCGCCUCUAGAUUUCCCAAGAGAAACACAGGAUUCAAGUGAUUCUCUCAAAUUGGUGACGUCGAAUGGCGACGACACCUUUUCGUUUUCGGUGGUCAGACAGAGCACCAAUCGCAAGAUUUUCGAUACAUCCAUUGGAGGUCUAAUUUUCGCUGACAAAUUCAUCCAAAUUGCUUCAUAUUUGCCCAGUGAGAAUAUGUACGGAUGGGGAGAAAACGCACAUCAAACAUUGAGACACGAUUUCUCAAGAUACACAACUUGGGCAAUGUUCGGAAGAGAUGAGCCGCCAAAUUCCGGAGAGCUUGACACCAAAAAUGCGUACGGUGUUCAUCCGUUCUACGUCGUCGUCGAACCCGACGGAAAAACGCACGGUGUUCUCAUUCUAAACAGCAACGCCCAGGAAGUAACAACCGCUCCCGGACCUUCGUUGAUCUACAGAACUAUCGGAGGAAAUCUCGACAUUUAUUUCUUCCCGGGACCAACUCCUGAAGAGGUCACACAACAGUAUUUGAAGUUUAUCGGAAAACCAUUUUUGCCAGCCUAUUGGGCUCUUGGAUAUCAGCUUUCUCGUUAUGGAUACAAAGGAUUGGCUGAAAUGAAAGAAAGAAUCCAGGCUGUUCGCGAUAAAGGAAUUCCAAUUGACAUUGGAGUUGCCGAUAUUGAUUAUAUGGACAGAUAUAAGGAUUUCACCACCGGAAAAGAUUGGAGUGGUUUUGACGAUUAUGUCAAACAGAUGCAUGACUGGGGAAUGAAGUUGAUUCUCAUUUAUGAUCCAGCCGUUGAAGUCGAUUAUGAUUCGUUCAAACGAGCCAUGAAUACGAAUGCUCGAUUUAUCGAAUGGGAAACGAAGGCUCAAGUUCAACAAAGCAUCCAAAAUUUGUAUCCGAUGGCGAAAGACACAAAAAUUAUGUUGGGCGUCGUUUGGCCGGAUUAUCACGUGGCAUUCCCCGACUUUUUCGAUAGCACUAAUAAAACGCUAAAAUGGUGGAUUGAGGAAUUCGUUGGAUACCAGAAACAAAUACCGUAUGACGGAAUUUGGAUCGAUAUGAAUGAACCGGCAAACUUUGGAACUAACGAAAAACAUCCUUGGUACUUUGAUAGUGAUGAUCAUCCGAACGACGAGCCGUUGUUCUGUCCAACGGAUGGAUCUAGCGAGUGGGAUCUGCCACCAUACAAAACGCACGCGGUUUGGAGAUACGGGGAUGAGUCGAAUGGAAAUUUCUUAUCGACCAAGACGCUGUGUAUGCUUGCCACACAAAAUAAUGGAAAAUAUCGACUUUAUGACACCAAAAAUCUUUACGGUCUGAGUGAAGCGAUUGCUACCCAACAAGCUCUUUUCCAAUCGACUGGCAAACGCGGAGCUGUUGUGAGCAGAUCGACUUAUCCCUCACUCGGAAAAUAUGCCGGUCAUUGGCUCGGAGACAACACGGCUCGUUGGGAAGAUCUGCGCACUUCUAUAAUUGGAGCACAAGAAUUCAAUUUGUUUGGAAUCCCAUAUGUUGGCUCAGACGUUUGCGGAUUUAUCGGAACAACUAAUGAGGAGCUGUGCCUCAGAUGGCAGCAAAUGGGAUCAUUCCAUUCAUUCUAUAGAAAUCAUAACACUAUUGGAGCUCCAGCUCAAGAUCCAGCAGUCUGGCCUUCUGUUGCAGAAGCAACGAAAGAAGCGAAUUUGUUCCGCUACCAGUACCUUCCUUACAUGUUCACUCUUCAUUUUGCCGCUUCAUUGAACGGAGGAACUGUGAUUCGACCGGUUUUCUAUGAAUUUCCAACCGAUUCGGAGACAUAUGACCUUGGAUAUCAGUUCAUGUUGGGUAGAAGUAUUAUGGUGGCUCCAGUUGUGAAAGCGGGAGCGAAAACCGUCGAUGUCUACAUUCCGACGGAUUUGUGGUACUCGCUGUACAACUACAACUAUGGAAGUUUGAUUUCACCGGGAUUCCACAAUCUUCCAGCUCCAACCACCUACAGAAUACCAACGUUCGUGAGAGGAGCCAGUGUUAUUCCAAGACAGACUCCGGGAUUGACGACGACUGCAACCAGACAGAAUCCAUUUGAACUUCUCAUUGCUCCAUGUCCUGAUGGAUGCGGACACGGCAAUCUGUUUUGGGAUGACGGCGAAACUAUUGUUAACGAUUUUGCUAAACACGACUAUCAUCAAUUCAAUUUCAAAUACAACAGCACCGCAUCAGCAGGAGUCAUUUACAUUAAUCAUGUUAAAAAGUCGUCAGUUUCUCUACCGACAUUGGACAUUAUUGAAAUUUUCAACUACAAAUACGCUCCAAAUUUCGGAUCAUUUAGACUUAACGGAAAACCAGUCAAUAUUAAUGUUCAGACUUCCUCGUACAGCGCGAUUACCAAGCGACUUUACAUUUCCACGAAAGGAUUGAUUAAUCUGAAUGUCGGCGAUCAAUUGAUUCUUGAAUGGACUAAUCAAGCUCGUGUUCCACUAAGCCGAGCUCAAGAAAAACGCUUGGCGAUGGAGAAGAAUCGCUACGAAUUUUUUUAA
Molecule: messenger RNA, 2841 nt
Organism: Caenorhabditis bovis
Lineage: Eukaryota; Metazoa; Nematoda; Chromadorea; Rhabditida; Rhabditidae
Source: the annotation of a GenBank genome assembly